UACCAUAUUUUAUAGAUAGAAAUGUUUGUUUAAUUCUUGAAAUAAAUAUAAAUAGACACAUAAAAUGGCUGAUAAUGAACUUAAAGCUACCAUAGAAGGUGAACAAGAGGAAUUACCGAUACAAGAAACAGUAAUCCCUGAAGAAGUUGAAGAAGAGCAACUGGAAGAAGAGUCUUUACUUACGGAAUAUGACCCAGAUGACUUUUUGUCUGGUGCUGUUAAUACCUUGGACUCUACCAUACCUCUUAACUUAUUUGAAUUUGAAUAUUCUUAUGGUUACAAUUGUCACAAAUACUUCAAUCUGUGUGCUUGUGACGAGAGCGUAGUAUGUUGGGCUGCGGGCAGUAUUAUAACAUUUAUGGAUGUCUACACUAAACAAACAUGGUUUAGAAGGAGCACUACCGGUGGAUCGAUUGGAAAUAUUACAUCUUUUAGGAAAGAUCCAAAUUACCGCAUAGCAGUAGCAGAAGGAAGAGAAGGACAUCGGGAUCCUUUGAUAUUACUAUACACUUGGCCGCAAAUGGAUAUAGACGCUAUUCUUAGAGACGGCACAACUAAUGCAUAUUCUAUCCUAGACUUUAGUCCCGACGGUGAACUUCUGGCUUCUGUGGGUAAAGAACCAGACUACAACUUAACUAUUUGGAACUGGAAACGACACCGUAUUUUGCUUCGCACUAGCGCUUUUACAUUUGACAUAAACUCAGUAAUGUUUUCACCUUAUUGUCCCGGACAACUUACUACGGCAGGUGCUGCUCAUAUAAAAUUUUGGAAAAUGGCUCAAACAUUCACAGGUUUGAAGUUAAAAGGUGAACUAGGUCGGUUUGGUAAAACGGAGAUUUGUGAUGUGAUUGGAGUUUAUCCAAUGCCGGAUGAAAAGGUGUUAUCGGGAUGUGAGUGGGGCAACGUGUUAGUAUGGGAAGCUGGACUUGUUAAAUUAGAAAUAACGCAGCGUGGUAGAAAAACUUGUCACAAAGCUCCUGUGAUCCAGUUCAUGCUCAGUCCUGCGGGAGAUGAAAUAACAACUAUAGCACGCGAUGGAUGUAUUCGAGCAUGGUAUUGGGAUACCGUAGAGCAGGCUGAUCCUCCUGAAGACGACCCUUACGUCGAACUAAAUCCAGUGGCUGAAACUUGCGUACCGAAUUGCCAAAUAAUGUGUCUCAAACAUCAAAAAGAUAUGCAUUGGUAUGCUCAGAUUCUUUUCUUUAUUCAGGACGGCAAUGGUGGUAUAUGGACAGUGGAACUCGAAAUAGAUAAAAUUGAAUGCGACCACCAUAAAGUGAUGACUUGUCAUGCUGGGGGUAUAGUUUCGAUGGCUGCUCUCCGAACACACCCAAUCUUGAUUACUGCUGGUGAAGACGGUGCAUUACAAGCAUAUAACAUAGAAACUCAUGCAUUGCUAGCUCGUUACCACUUUCCUGCACCUAUCACUUGUUUAUUAUACCCGCCAGUGGAUGUUGAUGAAACAUCACGUAUUCUAUUAGUAGGUUUUUCUGAUGGAAUAAUGCGCACACUUUUAUUGCACCCUGAGCGACUUCAAUCACAGACCAACAUGAUCAAUAUUCGAGUACAUUCCGCUCUUAGUAUACACAGUGGUGACUCUCUUCAUGCUGACGCCAUAGACAUGAUUUCGUUACUAAAACCACAUUCAAAGCCCCUAACGCAAAUAACGAUAAAUGAACAACGAACUCUAUUAGUUACUUGCGGUGAGGAUACUACAAUAUUUCUUUACAAGCUGGAAGCAGGUACACCAUUUAGCUUACACCGUCUUGGUUUUAUUGAAACUCCUAACAAUAUAGCCUACAUGACAUGGAAACCCGGAGAGGAAACUGUAUUGCUACUAUGUGGACAAGUUGGUUUUCUAAUGGAAGCUGUUCUUCCGGAUGUUCCUAUACGCAAAUACAGUGACAUCACAACAUUUAAGCUAGACUUCUUAUCAUACAAGGAAACAUUAGUGAAAAAACAUUUUAUGCGAUACCGGCCUUUUCCUACGGAAGAAGAUCUUGCCAGUAUAGACGAAGAGGCUUUGAAAGCCAAGGAUGAAGCGACUAAUGAUAAAGACGAUGACGAAGAACAUGAAUGGCUUGGGGAAAUAGAGCUCAUGGAAAGCGAAAGUAUGCUUGGGACCACCAUCACUUGGGCUCAAUAUUGCGAGGAUGGCAUUUGGGUAGUACAACGUGGAACUGGAGCUCUACUACUAGUGAAACCAGGAGUUAAUAAGGUUCUAAAAUAUGGACCAAUUCCUGGAGCGUGGAGUGAUGAUAUUACGGCUCUAAAAUUUGUAUGUGAUGGCCGAUACCUUGUCAUUGGUACAAAUACUGGAUAUAUACGUGUUGUACGUAUGCCAACUGAAGAGGAAGAUUCGCCAGAACAACAUUAUUUAACUUGGAUCAAGGCCACACAAAAGCUACUCAAGAAACUAAAAGGCAGACGUUUGGCUAAAGAAGAGGCCCAACCUACACCGCGGAUUGAUUUUUUUGACAAUUACUAUUUACCUAUGCACGACCGAUACACUGGUACUGUGACAUGUUUGGAAUUCAGUGCUGAUGGAAAAAUGCUGUAUAGUUGUGGUGCAGAUGGCAACAUAUUUUCUUUUCAAGUAAAUUUUACGGAGGCCUUACUAACAACGCUGUCAUUACCAAAACCACUAGAAAUUCCCAAAGUUGUAAAAGUUAAAGAGCCGAGUACACUUGAAGGAGAAUUAAUGUCACAUGAAGAGUUGAAACAAAAAGAGGAGUACGACAAGAUGAUGGCAAUAGCAAAUGCACAUAAAAAACGUGUCCGAGAUCAACUGGCCGAACUUACUGCAGAAUACAAUAAACUUAUCAAGGCGAACCGAUCAUUGCCAUGCUCUCAACAAAUUGAUGUCACUCUGGAUCCACGUCCAUUGGCAGUACAAGAACAAGAGUUGGAGGAGGCUAAAGCGCUCACGAAAAGAAAGCUCGCUCACCAACUGGAGGCUUCAAAUCUGGCUCUGCACAAAAUGCACUCCAGAAAUAUUAUACAGCUGGACGUAUACCCUUUCACAUUGAGAGCCAUCAGAGACCCUGAAGUCACGAUACGACCAUUGCGACAAAAAAAUCUCGCAAAAGCUUUCUAUGAUCAAUUAGAAGAAGUUUAUCAAAAAAUGGCUGAAGCUGCUUUGCGCGGAAGAAAUAUGAAUUUACUGGCACUGGCAGAUGCAGAGACAAGACGAGCUGAAUCUACCACUCGUCGAGCGGCUGCUAGGAAACUGUCAUAUGGACCUCCACGAGUAGCGUCUUUCUUACUGGGAUUACCUCCAAAACCACCACAUCCUUUAAAGAAAGCUCUGAGGAAUUAUCGACAACGUUUACAUCGUCAUCACCUCCAGUUUAUUGAGUGGCAAGAACAUCUUUCACGUAAGCCAGACCCCCAUGCUUUGCCCCCAGGAGCGGCUGAAGCAUUAAAAGAAGCAGAGGCCACUAUAGGCAACCGCUUGCUCAAGAGCCAAGAAGACUAUGUUGCAUCUCCAGCCCAUAAUACUCAAUUGCGUGUUUGUCUCACAAGAAAAGAGAUAUACGACAACAAACGUGCCUUCAAUACAAAUGUGUUAGAACUUCGCGAACACAAAGUGCGUAUGGUAACGCAAAUGAAGAAGAUCGCCGAAAGACUUAGCGAAAUUCGAAGUGAGAUACCGCAAAGACUUGUGAAACCACCGCCAUUAGUACCACAUAUAGAUGAUGACCUCGAAUUUCCUGAAAAAAAUCUUGAAAUAAAGCCAGAACCAAUACAAGUUGCUAUUACUAGGGCUGCAGGCAAGAAACCUAUGAUACAAGAACGCAGAAAAUCCACCUUAUACCCACAGCCACGAGUGCCACAACAGAGAGUUCCUAAGUUUGUGCCUAUUACCGAAUCUCGUCCAUUAGUUGCCUCAUGGGAACUAUUAAAACCAAGAGCAGAUCAUGAAUUUUCAGACAUUGAAAUUGAAAUACGAGACAGACGCAUCGAAAGGCAUCUAUACGAACAAGAUAUGCUACUAGCUGAUGCCGAUGUCUCUGUACAACAAUUCGAUUCGCGUUUACGACAAUUACAACGUGAACGGAUUCGUGUACAGGAAAAGAAUCAGUUACUUGAAUUACACCUAUAUCAACUACAUAGAGAGAUGAACGUCUUGAAUCGUUUCGAAGCUCACGAAGAUAGGUUAGCUGAAAGGGUUUAUGUGAAACUAAUGCAGGUACGAGGCGUACAGGAACAAAUAAUGGAUUGCGAACAUCGUAUUGAAGAACACUUCUCUAAUAAAGAAAGUUUAGACCACCAAUGCCAAGAGCUUCAGAGACAGUUUAAACGUCUCGUCCAAGACAAUAAGUUUGCAGACUUCCUGCGUAGAAUAUUCAAAAAGAAAUACAGACCACCACGAGACCGCGACAAUGAUGAAUCUUCGGAAUCCGAAUCAUCCUCAUCGUCGAGUGAAGAACAGGAUGAAGGCAGUUUGGACAGUCGUGAUAUCGGUCCUAUUCGCCUCGACCCUAACAUAUGCCCAGAAGGUUGCGACAAGGACGUCUAUGAUAAAACCUAUGACUUAAGGAAUACCAGACAAAAACACGAACAAGAAAUGUUGGAACAAGACAGAUUAGUCGAUCUCUUGAGAAAGGACAUCGAAGCGCACUAUAAAGUGAAAAGAAAACUCAGCGUGCAACUUGAUAAGAGAAAGAAUGAACUGAAAGAAUUCAUGAUGGAGAAACAGAGUUGUUUAAACGACGUCGACCAGGUAAUAGUACUCCGGUAUGAUCAAAUUAGAGCGUCUGCUAUUCGUGGAUGCACCGGCCCACAGGGACUGUCAAACACUGUAGUUUUUCCAGAGCAAAUGUUGACAAGAUUGUGCCGACGUGUGCUUGAAUUGCAGGAAGAAAUUAAACAGCAGAGACAGAGACAAAAGAUAAACCGCACUCAUUUAUUCCGCAUGAACAUGGAUCUACGCGCAAUGGAAGCACGGGCUCAGGAAUUACGGGCCCAAAUGCGCGAUGUGCUAACACGCAAACUCGGACGACCGCGACGUGUAGACCGCACGCUCGAUGAUCUUUUGCGGCAGAUGGCCCGUCGACACAAGUUUUCAGCUACAUUGGGAGCGCUACCACAGAUCUUGGAUCAGCUGCGGCAAUGGCGGGAGCGUCACAGUGAACUAGAAAAAAAAUAUUUACAAGUUCUGAACCAUUACUCUGAACGUCUACGACUCGCAGCUGCCUUGCAAGCUGAUGUUCUCCCCAGAAAGCCUCCAAAAAAUCCGUCCGUUAUGGUUGGUGGCUAUAUUCCAGAACAAUACCAACGCGAUGUGGUACGCCUACGUAUUAUUCGUUCUCAACAAAUGCAACAAAUCAAGGCUCUAAGCGAAGAAAUUCAGGACCUUCGAUUGAAGCCACUGUCACAGACGACUCCACCACCAGCAACAGCUCCGCCGGAAUCCGACCGGUCUGAAAUAUACCUCAGUAUGAUUCCCCACGUUAAAAGACAGCCGAGGCGUAAAUACUUCCCCAUCACACCAUUAGGAUCCCAAGUCAAGAUGGUGUAUGAUAUUAAUAUAAUGAAACUGUUAUACGACUGUUUGGAUGCGAUGCGUGUGACGCGCGACGAUGCGGACCAACUGCUGCGCGAACUCACAUCUGAACUUCCAGACGUUCUUGCGGGAAAUAAGUCUCGUUUCGAAGUGGUGGACACGCUCGUCCGCAAAUGGCUUCUGAAAUAUGGAGGUGACCCCAGCCAGUAUAAAAAGCAAACGCGAGCAUUCGAUGCGCUCGCCACUCUGGCAGAUCGACUAAUUAGACAACACGUUGAAGCUAUGGAAGGUACAGCAAGCAGUACACAUCAAGUAAUGGAAUCAUUAGAGGAAGCACUUAAAGAUAUAUCUGAUGUGAAGCAACCUCUCCAUGAGCGUUUGGGUCCUGCCAUCGCUUCUUUGUUUCACGCCACACAGCCCGCUGACUUAGAAACCGAAGAUACAAUGACGGCACUUGUAAAUUCACUGGUCGAUGAAGAACAUCCUGUUACAUCUGAAACUAUACAGAACAUAGGAGUUAGUAAUGUCAUAGAAGAUAUUAAAGAUUGCGGUGUUCAAGUAUCAAACGAGGAACUAGAGCGUAUAGUAAGGCUGGCUAUAGACUGUCUUCGUGCACAGUUACUAGGACCUGAAGAAUUGGAGCGCCUUAAAAUUGAAAUGGAUAAGACUAUAUCCGUCGAAACGAAAUCCAUUUCGUCAAGAAGUCGCAGUCAUCACACCGAUGCCGAUGAAGAUAAAGAAACUUAGACCUUGUGUUAUCUAUACAAAUAAAUAAAA
Molecule: messenger RNA, 6286 nt
Organism: Achroia grisella
Lineage: Eukaryota; Metazoa; Arthropoda; Insecta; Lepidoptera; Pyralidae
Product: cilia- and flagella-associated protein 44
Exons: 43
Coding region: 65-6256 (2063 amino acids)
Molecular function (GO): protein binding
Source: RefSeq, a predicted model, not a curated record